Messenger RNA from Canis lupus familiaris (dog), 1989 nucleotides. RefSeq names its product basic proline-rich protein-like. NCBI's taxonomy places the organism in Eukaryota, Metazoa, Chordata, Mammalia, Carnivora, Canidae. The record is from RefSeq and is a predicted model, not a curated record. The transcript has 4 exons. Bases 1 to 1989 code for a protein of 662 amino acids.
AUGCUCACCACUAUACCACCAACGCUGCACAGCCCGGGCCGCCCCCGGACGCCGGCCCAGGCUCCGCACCAGCGCCUCCUCGCCCUCUCGCCACCGCCUCCGCCGCCUGCCGCAGCCCUGCCCCGACGUGCCGGCCGGCCGCAGCUCUGCGCCGUCGCGGGCGCCACCAGCGGCCGCCCGGCGCCCCACCCGCGCCACCCCCACGCAGCCCUGGCUGCUCCGCAGGCACGACCGCCCGCCGCCUCCGCCGCCCGCCUCUGGGGGGCGCUCUCGCCGCCCUGCGGCUCCCGGGCCCUCGGCUCCCGGCAGCCGGGCAGCUGUCCGUCGCGUGAGCGAGGAGCCCGUGGCGGCCAGCCUCCCGUCAGGAGGUCCCGGCUGGGCUGGGCCGAGCCCGCACGCGCCAGGGCGCCAGGGCGCCAGGGCCGACGAGGAAGGGCAGGGGGUGCGGGGGGUCGGGUCGACGGCGGGCAGGACGGGCCCCCGCGGUCGCCCCGCGCCUCUGGCCGCACGGGGCCGGGCGGAGGCACGAGGGAGGAGAAGGAGGACAAGGAGGAGAAGGAGGAGAAGGAGGGCCCUGGGGGCCGGCGUACGUUUGGGCAGCGCGGCGGCGGCGCCCGCGACCAAAAGAGGGCGUGUCUCGCCUCCCCGUCGGGGAAUCGAACCCCGGUCUCCCGCGUGACAGGCGGGGAUACUCACCACUAUACUAACGAGGACGGCGGCGGCGGCCGCCCGGGCGCCCGACCCCUCUCCGCCCGCCCGCCCGCCGGCCUGCCUGCCUGCCCACGCCCACCCGGGCCCUCGACGUCCCGCGCGCCCGUCCUGCCAGGCGCCCGCCACGUGCCCCGGGCCACGGCCCACCCGGCCCGACCCCCCGGCCGCCGCGUCAGCGCGCACAGCAGUCCCCCGGCCCGACUCGGAGCGUCGCGCCCCCGGACCCGCCGCCGCCCCCGCCCAGCCGCGCGGGGAUGGCGGCGGGAGAAGACGCCCGACACGUCUCCCCUGGAGGCGUGGGUUCGAAUCCCACUCCUGACACGCCCACCUUUUGGCCCGCCCAACGCGGGCUCUCCGCACCCGGGCCUGGACGACGCCCUGUCUGUCCCGCCUUACACGCCGCUGCGGGCUGCGGGCUGCGGGCUGCGGGCUGCGGGCUGGCGGCGCCCUGGCACACGCCAGCCGCGGGCCGAAAUGCCGGCAGCCCCGCGCGGGCCGGGCCACGCUCCCACUGAGGGGCGCGCCUCGCUCGCCUCCUCGCUCUCCCAGCCCCGCCCUACACCUCCCCCCGCCCGCCCGCCGGGAGCGCGGGGUCCCCACGGCCUGUCCUUUCCGCCGGCCCCCAUUCAUUCCGUGGUCUCCACCCCCUCCGUCCCCGGGGCGCCCACGAGGCGUGGCCACCCGGAGGCCUCACCACGGCCACACGCCCGCCAGGCGGGCAGCCGAGCCCUCCGCGCGCCAGCCAGAGACGGGACCCCCGCCCCGUUCGCUGGGCCUGGCCCGGGGGGCGGGGUGGGGUCCACCCCGCCGUGGUGGCUCCGGGGAGCCCUGAGCGCAAGGCAGCCCUGCCUCCCCGGGCCCCCUCCGCGCCGGAAGCCGCUGCGGGGCCGGGGCUCCAGGACGCCAGCGCGCUCCCUCACCGCGCCGCCGCCAGCCAGCCAGCCGGCGGCCGCUCCGCCCAAGCGCACCUGCCGGCCUCACCCCCACCGCAGCCCAGCCGGCCCCGACGGAGAGCUGCGGGCAGAGCUCACACGCCUUUCUUUGGCCUCUUGGCUUGGGCGCUACUCGGCGGCCCCCAUCUCCGACGACGACACCGACGCCGACACGCACACACGCGCACCCACCCCCCCCCCCCCACCCCGCGGCACCCCGGGAGCGCACACAAUCCGAGCUCCGGGCCCCAGCCGGCCCCCGCCGGCGCGCACUGCACGGGCCGGAGAGCCAUCCGCCCAUGGGCCUUCGGGGGGGCGCCGGGAGGGAAGGGAAGGUCCGCGCUGA